AUGUUAUUGUCAACAUUAUUCCAAACCCAACAACUAAAUUUAAAUAAUAUUCAAUUUCGAAAUGUUACAAAACUUCGACUUGGAGAUACGUAUAAUCGUAAUCUUUCACCUCUUGAAGGCUUUAGAGAUGAAUAUAAAACACUUGCCAAAAUAUAUGCUCAUAUUAUUUCAAUGUGUACUCAACUUAAAUAUCUUUCUGUCUCAAAAUUUGAAUGGUUAUUAUAUAUUAUUGAAUAUGCAUUUGAUGAUUUGCGAAAGGAUGCAUUAAGUGCUGUUCAAUAUGCUGAGUUUGGUAUUACAAGUUGUAAUUUUGGUUAUAAUGAAUCCGUUCAUGUUGGUAAACAUCUUGUAUCGAUUCUUGGUACUUUUAUGCCUCAUUUAAAAACAUUAUGUCUUUGGAGGUUGGAUGAUUUUCCAUGGACAUCAAUUCGACCAGAUAUUCCCUCAAGAAGAUAUGGGAUUUUAAUUCCACGAUGGCAAAAAACUUUACGAACAUCUGAAUCAAUUCUUCAACAUGUACGUGCUUUGGAAGAAGAUCUUUGUGAGUUAGUUGAACAAUUAAAAGGGUUGGUCUACUUAAAUAUUUAUGGUAAAACUUCAUACAAAAAAGUUGAACUAUAUCGUUUAAUGGUUCAAAAUCGUUUUCCAAACAGUCAUAGUGAUAUUCAAACAUCAAGAUUUCGUCUUUGGAUAUGA
This is a messenger RNA of Rotaria sp. Silwood2, 696 nucleotides long. Lineage: Eukaryota; Metazoa; Rotifera; Eurotatoria; Philodinida; Philodinidae. The record is from the annotation of a GenBank genome assembly.